AUGCCGCUGUUCAAGUCUAGCUCGGCUGCCAGCUCCGCACAAGCUGUACCACCAGCUCGUCCUCCAUCCCCCCUCUCAUCGGCCAAUUUCUUAUCCAGGUCUUCGCGUCCGUCUACAGCUGCGGCCGGUGCGCGCCGCGUCUCCGGCUCUCGCGGUACACCUUCCAUCUCUUCCGGAUCCUCCAUCACCGGUAUCGCUCCCUCUGCGCCCGUGCAGCAACCCAGCGCUCCUCCAUCUACCUCCUCAUCCUCCCGCUCGCUCUCGUCCCGUCUUCUCCGGCGGCGUCCCUCCGAAAAGACUUCUCUCUCGCGCACACCCCGCCUUCCAUCCCUCAGCGCCGCGGCUGACGAGAGCGAUGGGCCCAGCGAGCCCUUGACGGGCAGUACAAUGGGCGGAGACGUGUUUGCCACCCAGCAGGAUGAUGAUGAUUGGGCGGGAGGACCUAUCAUGCCACCUUCUCAACGCCGCGGGAGCCACGCGGAGAUCAUGGCCCGGUUGAGCUCGGGAUCGGAUGGCGAGGGAGGAUCGUCCCGCCGGGGCAGUGCAGAUGAGAAUCCCUACAUUCGGAGACCGACGUAUGGGCUGCUUGGUCCCGGCUAUCGUCCAAAGGAGCCAUCGCAGCCACACUCGGGAGUCACGGCACUACUACCGCCACCUCGGCCGGGUGCAAAGCGAUCAAACAGCGCGGAGAAGGCUCUGGAGGUGGAGGUGGAGCCGAGGGAUAUCUGGGGACGAAGGGUAUCGGAACCCGUUCAGCCUGCGUGGGAUAUGGAGUUUCCAAAGGGUCAUCCAUUUGCCAAGAGCUGUACUCCUCGGGCGGUAUCGGUGGGCGUAAAGACGUUGGAUGAGCGGGAGAAGGCGUUGAAGCAGAGCAUGGAUGGUGGGAAGAAUAGGUUUGGCGACGCCCCACCAUUGCCGUCGUAUCCCAGCUUAGACGGCGUCCCUAUCUCCACCGCACCCAAGCGCGCACUGCCGAAAUCCCCGCGUCAAAUCGCCAAAUCCCGAGCGCCCGACCUGGCCGUGACUCCACCACCCCGCUCCUCGUCGCGCCUCACCAAUGCCUCUACUCGGCUAGACGGGUCGACUACCUCUCUCGCGUCUUCCCUCUCUUACACUACCUCUUCCCCCACGAUCGAUCAUGAGGUCAGACGGCAGCCGUCCUUCGUUGCCACGGGCAGACAGUGGUCAUCCCAAAAGGUACCGACCGCUCGGGUCCGCUCCAACUCCUUCUCUAGCUCAGGCGCUACUUCACCUCACCACGAUAUCCCCAUCCCUUCCUACAUCCCCGACAUGUCUGCUCCGCCUAUCGCCCCCCUCCGGUACUCGCUAGUAUCCCGCUCACCCCGCCCAGCAGCGUCGGCACCUCACCUCCAACGCUCGGCGGUGCUUUCGCCCAGUCGGCCACCUCGGUCAGUGAGGCGUACUACGGAUAGCUCGGUGGGGUCUACGGAUGACGCGAGUGUUGAGUCAGACGAGGAGGGAUCAGUGGGCGUAGUCGCCGAUCGCGGGAUUUAUGACGUCUCUGUGCAAAGUGUGCCAGGGAUGGGUCCCGAUGGGGAGAUCAAGUGGGAAGUCACUAUUCGGCCGGGAAGUAAUGCUGGGCGCGCCAUGCCGGUACCCCUCAUUCCGGGCGUCACUGCCACUACAACUACCCCCGCAGGAACGACGUCGGUCAACCUCUCUCUGGCGACCAGCCAGACCACGGGACUACUCAGCUUCACCGUGGCCCCGUCUCCCCCGGACGUCCACGCAACGCCCACUCGCCGUCGGCCUGCAACAAACGCCCACACUGCGCCCACGUCGGACCAUGUGCAGACCCACAAGGAGGAAAGCACGGAGCCAUUCGCGCCCCACGCGCGAGGCAAUACCUUUGGCUUGGCUGGUGGGCGCAAGCUAGCUACGGGACUAUACAUCAAUGAGGCUGAGGGCUCGCCCCGACCUCCUUCGGCGGACGUGACCAACAAUCUCGACCGGCGGAAUACGGUUACUCCCCCUCCGCGCAUGUCUACUCCCCCACCGAUGCCGUCGGUCCCAUACGCCAACACUACCCCUGUCUCCUCCAGCAAGCGCAGCUCGCGUUCGACCAGUCAAGGGGAGCAACGGUGGGCUCUCUCACCUGCCCUAUCUACACCUAUCGCUGGGAGCGGAACGCGGACACCGCCGCAGAUGGGCAGGACGCCCCGGGAGCUCACGUACGUCUCGAGCCCGUCGCCUAGGGGUACACCACGCCGGACGCGGAUAGUCAGUGCGAGCUCGCUCAAUGGAGGUCUGUUUGCGCAUGGGACGGUGGAUGGCAUGAGUGAGGAGGCGGAGGGGUAG
Dioszegia hungarica is the source of this 2319-nucleotide messenger RNA. RefSeq lists its product as uncharacterized. Lineage: Eukaryota; Fungi; Basidiomycota; Tremellomycetes; Tremellales; Bulleribasidiaceae. The record is from RefSeq and is a predicted model, not a curated record. The transcript has a single exon. Bases 1 to 2319 code for a protein of 772 amino acids.